This is a messenger RNA of Gossypium raimondii (Peruvian cotton), 903 nucleotides long. RefSeq names its product probable inactive nicotinamidase At3g16190. Lineage: Eukaryota; Viridiplantae; Streptophyta; Magnoliopsida; Malvales; Malvaceae. The record is from RefSeq and is a predicted model, not a curated record. The coding region runs from base 118 to 705 and encodes 195 amino acids. The transcript has 5 exons.
UGAUUGGUUUCUAUUUAAUGAAACCGAUAAUUGGACAUUUGUUGACCCAAUGUCUUCGACUUCGGCCUUUGCCCUUAGUCCAACAAUCUAAGCUUUUUGGCAGUCCAGAGUGAAAGCAUGGCAGAAAAAGGGAAGCAUACGGCUCUCCUUGUAAUUGACAUGCAGAAUGAUUUUAUAUUAGAUGACGGAUUGAUGAGGGUAAAUGGAGGCAAAGCCAUCGUUCCUAAUGUGAUAAAGGCUGUUGAAAUCGCCAGGCAGCGUGGGAUUCUCAUCGUUUGGGUUGUUCGUGAGCAUGACUAUUUAGGAAGAGAUGUUGAACUCUUUCGCCGGCAUCUGUACACUCCAGGGAAAGAGGGUCCAACCACCAAGGGAUAUUUAGGUGCACAAUUGGUGGAUGGCCUUGUGAUAAAAGAAGGAGAUUACAAGUUGGUGAAGACUCGUUUUAGUGCAUUCUUCGCCACCCAUCUUCAUUCUUUCCUUCGAAGUAAUGGGGUCAAUAAUUUAGUUGUCGUUGGUGUUCAAACUCCAAAUUGCAUCCGGCAGACCGUCUUUGAUGCCGUAGCACAUAAUUACCAACCAGUUACUGUUAUUGUCGAUGCCACAGCUGCUGCAACAGCCGACAUACAUGAUGCCAAUAUCUAUGACAUGAGAAAUAUUGGAGUUGCAACACCAACACUUGAGGAGUGGUAUGAAACCAAGCUUUGAUGAGUCAAAUGAUUGAACUGGUAUGUAUUCUUCGGGAGGCAUUACUUUUUCCAUUAGAUCGUUUGUACUCUGCAGGUUCGUAGUAUCUGAAUUACCUUGUGUGGAAUACUAUCUUAUUUCCAUUUUGUAAGAAUAAAGAUGAUUGACAGUGAGUUGAUUUCAGCUAUAAUAAGCCUUACUAGUUUACUUGACUGCUUC